AUGGAAGACACUGAGGAUUUUGUGGUUGACGAUGAUGUAUUUAAAGAACCAAUGAAGAAAAGAAGACGUUCAGAUAGAGACCAGCGGUUCCGCGCAUUUCCCUCUGUGGAACAAAGUGCUCUUAAGGAAUAUGAAAAAUUAGAGUCACGGACCAGAAGGGUUUUGAGCAACACUUAUCAGAAACUUAUUCAGUCUGUUUUCCUGGAUGACAGCAUUCCUAAUGGAGUCAAAUAUCUCAUAAACAGGCUUCUUGCCUUGAUUGAAAAACCAUCAUUGGACCCAAUCUACAUUGGAUUAUUUGGAAGCACAGGGGCUGGGAAGAGCUCCUUGAUCAAUGCUAUCAUCCAGCAAGCAAUGUUUCUACCAGUAUCUGGAGAAAGUAUAUGUACGUCAUGUAUUGUACAAGUGAGCUCAGGCUGCUGUGAGCAGUAUGAGGCCAAAAUCCACCUUCUCUCUGACCAGGAGUGGAAGGAGGAGCUGAAGAACUUGACUAAACUCCUGCACAGGACAGAGGAACCAGACAGAGAAGAGGCAGACAUGUGGGACAGGGACGAUGCUGUGGAGGAAGCCAUCUGGAAGCUACAGAUGUUUUACGGAAAUGGAGCGGAAAGAAAGAGCUAUGAAGAGCUACUAAGGGCAAGGCCCAAAGGAAAGAUUCCCACCUCCAGAAUCAUCACCCUCAAGGCAGAAGAGGCAGGAGAGCUGUCUGUCAAGCUGGACCCCUACAUCCGGACUCAGAGGAGAGACUUGGAUGGAGAGUCAGCUGAGACACAAAUUUGGCCCUUGAUCAAACACGUGGAAGUGACUCUUCCCAAAUCAGAGCUGAUUCCAGAAGGCGUUGUGCUGGUGGACAUCCCAGGCACAGGCGACUUCAACAGCAAGAGGGAUGAAAUGUGGAAAAAGACCAUUGAUAAAUGCUCAGUGAUCUGGGUGAUCAGUGACAUCGAAAGAGUUUCUGGAGGGAGAGCCCAUGAAGACCUGCUGAACGAGAGCAUCAAAGCCUGCCAAAGGGGCUUCUGCAGGGACGUGGCACUGGUGGUCACCAAGACCGACAAACUCCACCUGCCGGAAUAUCUGAGGGAAAGAAAAGUGGGAAAUCGAGCUAUUUUGAGUCAGCGGGAGGCUGUUUUAGAAAGAAAUGAAAUGAUAAAACUACAAAGGAAUAGAAUUCUCAAGGAAAAGCUCAAGAGAAAACUGCCCGCUGACUCCAAGGUUCUGGAGGCUUCUGAUCUGGUGUAUACAGUCAGCGCCCAGGAAUACUGGCAGCAGGCUCUCCUCACUGAGGAGGAAACUGAAAUCCCCAGGUUAAGAGGCUAUAUCAGGAAAAGGCUCCUGGACAAGAAGAGGAGGAUGGUGACCAAGUAUGUGACUGAAGCCUUUGGUUUAUUGCUCCUCACAGACAGUUUCAACUGCACGGAAAACCCGCCGAAUGAAUACUUGCACAUGAGUGGCCUGCGGAGAUUUGUGGAAGAAAAGAUACAGCUGCUGGAGAAGGCCAUUGACCAGUGCUUUGCCCACAUAGAGCAGCCUCUGCAAGAAGGAGUCCAAAAUGCCAGGACUUCCUACCGACGGAUCCUUGGGGCAUGUCUGGUGAGGAGUAGAGGAAACCAGGGCUUUCACCAGACUCUGAAAGCUGUUUGCCUGAAAAAUGGCGUCUAUGCCUCCAGGACCCUCGCAAGAAUAGAUCUGAAUGAAGCCAUCACUCAGCCCAUCUAUGACCAGAUCGAUCCCGUUUUUGGAGGCAUUUUUAGAGCUGGAAUGCCCACUGGUUCCACUUUGCUGCCUCACAUAGAAGCUUUUAAGCACUCCCUACUGGAGAAAAUGAUGGAAAUUGGAGUAAGAAAUGGCUGGAAAUAUGACAGCUACAAAAAAAGUUUCCUGAUCCAGGAGAUAAGCGCCAUCCUGGGAGGCCUAGAGGAUUACAUCCUCAGAAAGAAGAGGAGGAUCUAUGAAUCUCUCACCACUUCUGUUCAGAAUGACCUGAAGCCCUGUUAUGAAGAGGCAGCUCAGAUCUCUGGCAAAAAAGCAUGUGAGAGGAUGAAAGAUGUCCUCAGAAGAGGGGUGGAGCAGCAGGUGGCCGAGGGCAUGUUUGAAAGAGCUCAAGAAAGGAUGCGGCACCAAUUUCAGCUACUGAAGAAUGGAAUCACGGAGAAAGUGAAGGGCAGUAUCGCCACCAUGCUGACUCUCGCUUCAUCCCAGGGGGAUGGUCUCUACAAGGAGCUUGCAGAUGUCAAAAGUGAAUACAAGGAGAUGGAAAAGCUACACAGAAGCCUGCAGGAGGUUGCUGAAAAUGCAGUGCUGCGGAGAGGCAUGCAAGAUUUCCUUCUGAGAAUGUCCCCAAGCAAAGCUGUUCCCCCCAAAGCCUAA
Enhydra lutris kenyoni (northern sea otter) is the source of this 2367-nucleotide messenger RNA. Its product is annotated as nuclear GTPase, germinal center associated. NCBI's taxonomy places the organism in Eukaryota, Metazoa, Chordata, Mammalia, Carnivora, Mustelidae. The record is from RefSeq and is a predicted model, not a curated record. The transcript has 18 exons. Gene Ontology annotation, molecular function: GTPase activity. The coding region runs from base 1 to 2367 and encodes 788 amino acids.